Molecule: messenger RNA, 1373 nt
Organism: Uranotaenia lowii
Lineage: Eukaryota; Metazoa; Arthropoda; Insecta; Diptera; Culicidae
Gene: MBD-like
Product: methyl-CpG-binding domain protein 2
Exons: 4
Coding region: 125-1072 (315 amino acids)
Molecular function (GO): DNA binding
Source: RefSeq, a predicted model, not a curated record
GUCAACACAGAAUUAUUGUUUGUUUUGUUAUCGCUUUAAACAAAACACCAUUUUCUCCCACAAAGUUCCUCAAAUUUCAAGUGAAAUUCAUACCAAAACGGACAUCAGAAAGUAGGAACUGACCAUGAACGUGUCCAUUGAACGAAAACGCGCCGAUUGUGGUGCCCUGCCCAAGGGAUGGCAACGGGAGGAAGUGCUCCGCAAAACGGGUCUUUCCGCUGGCAAGGUGGAUGUUUACUAUUACAGUCCGGCGGGUAAACGAAUCGAGAGCAAACCCCAGUUGGCGCGGGCUCUUGGGGACACAAUUGAUUUGUCCACCUUUGAUUAUCAAGCGGGUCGCGUAGUUUCGGGUGCUACUCAUAUGAUGUUACAGCACAAUGCUCUCAAACGAAAGUUAGGUUCCAGUGCGAGUGGGAGCGCCGGAACCGGAAGUGGAGGCAGUACGCCAAGCGGUAGCAGUGGGCAAGGUCCACCGCCUCCCGUUCCCAUUUAUCAUCCCCUGUCGGCAUCGGCAGGAAAUCUGGGAGUAGCCAGACAUCAUCAGCAUCAGAAUCAGUCCCAUUCAUCGCAGCAAUACGAUUACAGUCGAGGAAUGCGAGCGGAUACUUCGUUGAUUCCUCCCAUUCGACAGACGGCAUCAAUUUUCAAACAACCGGUAACGGUCGUUCGCAGCCAGGACGGAGAGAGCAAAGUCAAACGAGAACUGCAGCAUGGUUCGCAAGUUAAACCGCGACAACUGUUCUGGGAGAAACGUUUAGAGCACCUUCGUGCCAACAACACUCACAGCGAGGAAAUCGGUUUGCUAGAGCUACCCAAACGAUUGAAGGCGGUCGGGCCCGGUGUCAAUGAGGCCACGGUGUUGCAAUCUCUGGCCACUGCUUUACAAAACAACUCCCAGCCGGUGACGGGUCAAACGGCUUCGAAAACAUCGCUCAACACCAAUGCCGGGGUUUUUGUGAACCCGGACCAGCCACUGAUGCACGUGGCCACCGUCACCGAGGACGACAUCAAGCGGCAAGAAGAGCGGGUGCAGUUUGCGAGGCUCCGAUUACAAGAAGCACUGAAAGCCUAAUCAAUAGGGUGAGGUAAAUUUAUUUUACAAUUUUAUGCUAAUAGUAUUUAAGAUCUUUUCUAAUGACUAUGUCGAUAUCUGGAACGGUCGAAGAUAAAAGACUUUGGGAUAAUGUAUCUUAGUGUAAACGCAUGUGUUCGAUGAUGAUUUUAGCAAUACAAAAAUGUCCACUCGAAUAAGUUGACCUAAUGCUAUGACCAAGAACAUUACCCAUUACAUCUCUAAAGUGUAGUAAAGAAGCUCUGACUGUAAUGAUUAUGUGCAUCAUAAUAUACUAUCAUAACUUAUUGAGUACUAUAAA